Carassius gibelio (silver crucian carp) is the source of this 1033-nucleotide messenger RNA. Its product is annotated as trypsin-3-like. Gene Ontology annotation, biological process: proteolysis. Gene Ontology annotation, molecular function: serine-type endopeptidase activity. The record is from RefSeq and is a predicted model, not a curated record. NCBI's taxonomy places the organism in Eukaryota, Metazoa, Chordata, Actinopteri, Cypriniformes, Cyprinidae. The transcript has 3 exons. Bases 1 to 567 code for a protein of 188 amino acids.
AUGAGGAUCGUGGCUGGAGAUUUUUCUGUGGGAUUAUAUGAGGGGACGGAGCAGUUCCGCAGGCCUCAUGUUUUAAUACCUCACCCAGAGUAUAAUAAAGCCACCAAUAAUGCAGACAUCAUGCUCAUUAAGCUGCAGUCUCCCAUCUAUCUGAACAGCUAUGUGUCUCUGGCGCCGUUGCCUCGGCAGGACACCAUGGUGGCCAUGGGAUGCGUGUGCACGGUGUCCGGCUGGGGCUUCACCACUCCAACGGGAGGAAUACCUGAAACACUGCGCACAGUCAAACUGCCCAUCGUGUCCAGCUCAGUGUGUAACGGCACAGACUCUUUUAAUGGAAACAUCACAGAGAAUAUGAUCUGUGCAGGAUACAGUGAAGGAGGAAAAGAUGCAUGCAAGGGGGAUUCUGGAGGGCCGCUGGUGUGUGAGGGCCACGUCUAUGGUAUCGUCUCCUGGGGCAAUGGCUGUGGUGAUGCCCAGUACCCUGGUGUCUACACAUCCGUCUCAAGGUUUCGUCAAUGGAUCGAUGAAACUAUAUUUGGCUUUUAUGGAAGGUGCCUCAAGUAUUAGACUGCAGUGUUACCCCAGCACUUCCCUAAUCAAACUUGAAAUCCUCGAAAUAUGCCAACACGAAUACUGUUGCUACUUUCUUCUGUUUGAAAAGUUAGGACUUUUGAUGAUUUCCAGAUGAGUACAACGCUGUUCUGAAACAGCACGUCUGUUCCUCAACAGCUGGUAGACCUUUUUUCAGUAGUUUGUACAAACUGUUUUUUUUAAAGGUGACAUAUUGCUGCUUCCCUGCAAUGUCAGUGAAAACUGACAAUAGAAAGCUAAAGGAAUGUAAAAAAAAAAAAAAAAAGCUUUUAUAUGGAAUGGUACAUGUGAGAACGUAAUAUUCAACAUUCAAAUAAUCUAAUCAAACAGACUUAAUUUGUAACCAAACCGGUUACACACUUACAAGUAAAAUGGGUAGUUCACUCAAAAAUGAAAUUGUCAAUUUACUCACCGUCAUGAUUUGUCAACCUGUAUAAAUAUG